AUGAGAGAGCGGCUUGAGGCGCUGCAACGGGCAGAUGUGGUGGUGAUCCACAAUGCUGACCUGGCACCCCCAGCGUGUGUGGCAGCGCUAGCAGCACAGCUACAGCACCACAUGCCACCACACGCCCUCCUCCUCCACUCCUCCCUCCGCCCCCUCCACCUCCUCUCCCCCUCGCCCUGCCCCUGCGCCUCCUUCCCUCGCCUCCCCCCUCAUUCUCUCCCCACUCCGCCAGAACACCCCUCCACGUACCGUCCUCCUCUGCAUCCCACGCCUACCUCCCCUGCCCGCCCACUUUCCUCUCCUGCGUGCCAUGAGCCGCGGGGCAGCACAGCCUUGGAAGGCGCCCAGGGCACAGGGCACGCGCGCCUGCUGCUCUGCCAUGGGGAAGAGGGGGCUGGGGAAGCAGGAGAGGGGGGAGGGGGGGGAGAAAGAGGAAAGGGAGGGGAGGCAGGAGGCGGGGACAGGGUGGUGGCGUGUGAGAGCGUGGCGGGGCGUGAUGCCGUGUGUCUCUCUGCCAUUGGCUCGCCCGAGGCCCUGCAAGCUACGCUGCAGACACAGCUGCACCUGAGGCGGGUGGUGAGCAUCGCCCUGCCUGACCACUCGCCCUUCUCCCUCCAGGAGGUGCGGGCAGUGCAAGAAGCCCUCGCCCUCCUCUCACAUGCGCCUGACCCUAGCACACCCUCCCAUGAUGCGCAAGGCCUGGACGCACGCGGGAUGAGACGAGGAAAUGGAGGAGGCGAGGGACUUUGA
Molecule: messenger RNA, 750 nt
Organism: Closterium sp. Naga37s-1
Lineage: Eukaryota; Viridiplantae; Streptophyta; Zygnematophyceae; Desmidiales; Closteriaceae
Source: the annotation of a GenBank genome assembly